Annulohypoxylon truncatum is the source of this 315-nucleotide messenger RNA. RefSeq lists its product as uncharacterized. The record is from RefSeq and is a predicted model, not a curated record. Bases 1 to 315 code for a protein of 104 amino acids. The transcript has a single exon. NCBI's taxonomy places the organism in Eukaryota, Fungi, Ascomycota, Sordariomycetes, Xylariales, Hypoxylaceae.
AUGGCGGGAACUACUUCCACUUCUACCACGAGCUCGAGCAGUCAGUAUUUACAAGACUUCAUGGCUGACUACGCUUUCAAGCACUACCAAUAUAUUCUAACUCCUCAAGAAAUCCACGAAAUUACAACGGAGUCAUAUUGGGAUAACGACGUUGACGCCUUCUGCAAUAAUAUGAUAGAAGUCAAUUUUGGCGAGUCUAUCCCGGGCACUAACAACGUCAAGCUCCCCAGCACACUGAGGAUAUAUACUAACGAAGAGGUUGAAGCAAUGGAGGCUGCAGUCAACCAAUCUUCAAGUAUUUCUGAUUUACGAUAA